Stegastes partitus (bicolor damselfish) is the source of this 7514-nucleotide messenger RNA. RefSeq names its product URB1 ribosome biogenesis homolog (gene urb1). Gene Ontology annotation, cellular component: nucleolus. Lineage: Eukaryota; Metazoa; Chordata; Actinopteri; Pomacentridae. The transcript is spliced from 39 exons. Gene Ontology annotation, biological process: maturation of LSU-rRNA from tricistronic rRNA transcript (SSU-rRNA, 5.8S rRNA, LSU-rRNA); maturation of 5.8S rRNA from tricistronic rRNA transcript (SSU-rRNA, 5.8S rRNA, LSU-rRNA). Bases 62 to 6841 code for a protein of 2259 amino acids. The record is from RefSeq and is a predicted model, not a curated record.
GGAAGUACUAAAUAACUAGUAUAUAACCAGUCGCUAAUGCCUUUUUUAAUUGUGUACUAAAAUGGGUAAAAAGCGUCGCAGCGAAGACUCCGCGGAGUCAAACACUCCGGCGAAAAAAGAGAAAGCUCCGGAGUUCAAUGGGACUUUAUUUAAAGCUAUGCUAAAGGACCCAACUACGGCCAAGAAGGGACUGCAGACGUUCAUAUCAACCGCCAAGAAGCUGCCCUGCUCUGACCUGUAUGAUGUGGUUGAAGGUUACAUUAAAAUCUCCAUGGAGUGUGCAGAAAUAUUCAAACUGCUAGAAGGAGAGAAGCACAAUGAGAAUGAGAUGAUGCCGGUUUUUGAGAGUUUGGAGGUGAUCCUUCUGAGGACGGCCAGUGACCUGUCCCACUUCAACAUGGUCGGCAAUGCCAUUGUGAAAAAGAUUGUUUCCAGCCACAUGAAACUUCUGCAGGGGUCUUUCAAUUCAGAAAAUCACAGGUUUGUCCGUCAGUGCCUCGGCCUCCUGUCUGCCUUGGUGUCUCAGGGUCCAGAAGCUGCCAGAGAGGUUUUAAGUCACAUUUACAUUAACAGAUCUUUGUCUGGACUGGCAAAGAGAAAGGACAAGAAGGGUAGACCUGAUGUCCGUCAGGCUUUUAUCCAGUUUGUCCUGUCCUUUUUGGUGUCUGGAGACAAUGCUGCAGUGGGACAAAUAUUAGAACUCAAAGAGCUCCUGCCAGAGAUUCUGAAUACAGGUCUGAGGGAGGACAGGAUGUCCACAGUCAAUCUGAUUUUGUCCACAUUGAAGACCAGAGUUGUACUAAACAAGGCCAUUAGUAAAACACAGAAAGUGCGCUUUUUCACACCUGCUGUAUUGGCCAACAUCGCAUCUCUGUAUAAAUGGAAUGGGAUCGUGGAUGCAACCACUGAUGACGACAGGAUGGUGGAAGACUCAGAGCUUGCUGGGAUUUCAGUCGUCCGGGAACUUGUUCACAGUUUCCUUCUUGACCUGUGCUGCUCCCGUAAGCAUGGUAUCAGUUUUCAUGAUGCCAGCUUUGGCACGGUCGGCAGAGCUGGCAACAUUGUCUUGCUUCAGUUCUUGGUGGGUCUGAAACAAGCGACAGAGGAUGAAUUGGUGGCAGAGCUGGUGGUGAAUGUGAUGAAAGCAAGCCCAGACAUUCUGUCCAGAUACUUCAAGGAGACACAGCAUUCGUACACCCCACGCCUCAAAAGUGCUUGGCAAGACAACGUCAAGUUUCUUAAAAAGAUCUAUGAGGCCCAACCAGAGAUUUCAACAGUCUUUCAUGCUAAUGAGCUGAUCCCAGUGCCUCGCCUGCUCUCCAUGAUUAUGGUGAUAUCACUUCCUCCUGUCUGUAACAAGGUCUUCUUCACCCAAGGCCUCAAUCUUACCAACCAAGCAGUGCAGCUUACAACUCUGUCCAUGGUGAAUUUCAUCUUGAAAAGAGCUAACAAGAAUAUGGAGUAUCUUUUGGAUGAGUCUGUGUGGUCCAACUCAGACUUGUACACUCUCGACAUGAUGGAGGAAGUGGUGCAGCAGUACAGGGAGACACUCAGCAAGAUUUUACCAGACAUGACAAAGAUAAUUGAAAAGUGGCAGUCGCUUAGCAAGAAGGAAAAGACUGAUGGAGAAGAAAAAAAGACCCAAACUGAAGGAAAUACUGAACUGACUGAAAAUGACGUGCCUGUUGCGGAAACAGCUGAGGUCAUUUUGCUGAAGGCUCUAAUUCUUCAGGUCAUAUGUCUUUACCAGAAAGUGGUGCCACAUCUGGUUAGCCAGUGCAAAUUUGACUUCAGCAAGCUCUUUAAAGGGAUUGUCUCAGACAAGGGAAUGAGAGAAGAAGUUCCCCCGGUUUUGCAGUAUCAGGUAUUGCAGCUGGCCUUAGAACUUCCUGCAAGUAAAUUCUCCUGGUUCCGCAUACAGGAUAUUGCAGAUUCAGAAUCAUCAUCUGGGGAGAAGUCAGUGCUUUACCUGCUUCUCAAGAUGUUUGUCAGCAGUAGUGGCAGCAGCCACCUGAAAACCUCCACACAGAUGCUGGUUCAAAAAGUGUUAAAGGACACGGGGGUGUUUGAGCACACCUGGACUGAGCUUGAGCUCUGGCUCGAUCAUCUCACCAGAGUCGACCCAAACCAACAAGAGACAGUCAUCCAGUUCUUGGAAAAGGUGUUGGUUAAAGUGGUGUGCAGUUCCUACACAUACACGGAUAAAGUUGCCAGCCUGGUCCAGGAGGCAGCUCAUCUGCAAGCUAACCUGAGUAGCCAGGAGGGCGACGCAGCAAGUAUCCCAGUCUCACACAUAGAUGAUGUCCUGGACAUGCUGGAUGUCAUUAUGGAGGGUAAUGACGGUGAGAUGGAGGAGUUCGGGCCGUCUCUGAGUGAAGACCUCAUUAUCCAAACCUUCCCCUUCAGUGUGGUGGUGCCUGCUGCUCUGGAGUCCCGAAACAAACUGCCAGCAGACAGGGGGGUGGUGUCUGAAUACUUGUCUGCAGUCCUUUCAGAUGUGCUGCACUGUCAGAGAGAUCCGCUCCCACUCUGUCUGGCUCUGCUGCACUAUGAUAAGGAGCUUGUUUCCUCCGAACUCUCUGCUUCUCCUAAUCCAGCCAUCAUACACUUUCAUCAGUAUUACACCAAAUGGUUACCACAGCAGUGCCACGAGGAACUGUUCAAGUCUUCUGAAUGCCACUCAAAGGGAUUGCCAACCCCCACGUCAUGCACUGCACUGAUGAAAGCUGCUUAUCUUCAAGGAGCAAACACUUUGCUUGAGAACGCAUUCAGGGAAAAUGUAGAAGGAGCUCUAGCUUCCAUGUCAGUGGCUGAGUUUCCAGUUGCAAUCAAGCAGGUCUUACUUUACAUCAAAUCAACAGCGGACAACUUUGGCACGUUCUCCAAAGAUGUAGGCGCUUCCCUUUUGAGCACCUUAAUGGGAAUACUCAAAGAUAUGGUGACCAAGCUACAAGACCUUAAAGAGACCAAAAACUCUGAGCCAGCAGCUGAGAAAUCCCAAGAAGGAUCAGACCUCUUCCUGGAACUCAACCAGUCAGCUCCAGUAGAAGUCAAUAAAGAGCAGAUCCUUGUUUCAGCGCUUGGCUCCAUCUUCAAGCACCCAUGUCUGGAGCAGUGGUUUCUGGCUCUGGAGCUCUCUGCAUUGCCUCCUCACUCCCUGAACCCUGCUAGACUAAAGCAGCUGUGUGCUCAGUUGACUGAUGGUGUUCUGGCCAUACUGAAGAUCAGCGCCCCAGUGCUUCGGGAUCUGAAUCAUUCGGAGCUUCUCUGUAGCUACAUGGCAGCUGUAGAAAGAGCUGCACUCAAAGAAUUGAUGGAGAAGGGUUCUCAACCUGCAAAGAAACACUCCAGACCUUUCCAGGCACUGCUGUCUCUGCACAGCUACAUGGAUUCUUGUAAUCUCAGGGAGGUGGUCUCAAAGUUGCUCCUCCUCUCCCAAAGCAGCCUUAUCUCCCCCAGCAGUGACGGGACACAAUCUGAGCUCAGCAAUUACGGUCACGCAGCACUGCAGAUCCUCACAGAGUGUAAAUCUGCUUCUUCUCAGGACCAGGGCACAUUCUUAACACAGGCACACUUCCAUGGCUUGGGCACCCUGCUGCUAUCCUGCACCAGCCCUGCACUGGAGGCUUUCCUGCUGCACACUCUGUCUAGUGAGCCAGGCAGUGCCAAGCUCAUCCACACAGAUGUGCUGUUGCACUGUCUCCAGCGGCCUCUCGGUGACACUCUGGCUAUUAGCUCUCUGCUGCUGCAGAACAGCUCCACUCACUGCCUCUUCUUUGAGAUGUGGUGCCUUGAAUCUGCAAAUAUUGAGAAGUUCUCAGACCAGACAAAAACCUUCCUUCCACUGAUUAAUGCCUACUUGCAACUGGCAGAUAGAGAGGAUCCAGCCAGACCCCAAGAUGUGCGAAAUGAAGUUUUAAAAGCCUUGAAGCGAGGACUGCUUGCCAAAUUGUCUCAAAGUGUCCUGGAAAAUCUGUCCGAGGACUCCGGAGCCCAGCUUGCAGAAACACUUGCUCAUUUGAUCAAGAUCUCUGCAAACAUCAAGGACAUCAGGGAUCUUAUCAACAAUCUCCCCAAUGCUCUUCAAAACAUAGACAGUUUUGAAAGAUGGAAACUGGUGGAUGUUAUUACUGAAAAACUUGCUGAUUGCCCAGAGGAGCAAGAGAAAUGGAAGAAGUCUCUCGCCACUGCAGCCCUCAAGUUUCUCAUCGCCUCGUACAGUCACUCUAAAGAUCAGGCUGCUUCUCCAUCAGACCAGGAGCAGAGCAUCUUGAACAGAUUGCAGCAACUCCUGACAUCAGCUGAAGACAUCACUGCAUCUGAGUGGAACAGCUUUGUCAAAAAUGGACUGAAGUAUCGCUACAGAGAUCAACACUUCCUCAGCACUUUGAUUAGCCUAUUGGAGCUGAUGUACAGUGGCAGUGAAGUCCACAAAGACCGAAUACCUUUAUCCACUCUUCACAUGAUGACCAUCAGCCACUCUCUGUUCCUGCCCACCAUGUUAGCCUCUGAUGAAGAGCUAAGCAGUGGCCUCGCUAAAGAAGAGCUGAUAUCCCUUCUUCUCUGCCUGGUGAAGAAAUGCCCAUCCGUCUGCAACAUCAAUCACUUUGUUGUACUUUUGGGAUCAUACGGAGCCACACUGUGUGUUUCAGAUCAGAAACUGUUACUGCUUCUUCAGGAAUAUGAAAAAAACCAAGUCAGUCUGCUGAAGUUUCAAUCGUUCUUGUGGGGCCCAGCAGCUUUGGAGCACCACAAGACCAGGAAAAGCCUGGGAGCCUCGCUGUGGAAGCAGGCGAGCUCAGAUGACCUAUUGGCUCUGCUGAAAACUGACAAGAUGCUCCAAACUGUUGCACACUUUCCACAGCAGCGCAGAAUCAUUCCACAGGAUGGUACGGAGCUGCUGUACAGCAAUGAUGCAGUGAAGGACCUUGGGAAUUUGUAUGAUCCUUGUUUUCUUUUGCCUCUAUUCAGCACCAUACUGCAGCCAGAGUGCGUUGUUGACUGCCUCAAGUUUGUAUCCAGCCACGCUCUUGGCGUAACCGUAACGGCUCUCAGUAGCUACGACCCGAAGGUGAGAGCGGCAGCAUACCAUGUGCUUAGCUGCUUCUACCAACACCUGGAGGGUGCGCGGUUCAGAGAGAAGAGACAGCUGCUGUAUUUGAUGGACACAGUAAAGAAUGGAAUUAGACAGCAGAAUCAAAGGCUUCCGUUUGUCCUGACCACUUACAUCAGCAAAGCAGCUCAGCAGAUGCUCAAACCUGAGGACCACAUGUACGUAGUGUUAAACCGGUUUCUGCUGUCCCAUCAAAGUUUGGACUUCAGAAGAGUCCCUGAGUUCUUCAAGCUGUUUUAUGGCUUCGACUUAGAGCACAAGAUGGAGCGUGAGUGGAUCCUCUCUGUGCUGGAGGAGGGGAUAAGAGAUGGACACUGCUAUCAACUGUGUAACCAGCAAGGCAUCUUUCAGAUCCUUUUAGGCUUCAGCAGCAGCCCAUUGUGUGAUGAGCGCUUCCAGGCACAGAUCAUCAGGGUGUUGUGCCAGGCUGUCCGUGUUACCAAAGCAGCUUAUAACCUCAUCAAGAGCUCUGGCCUACUCACCUGGGUGAUGCAGGUAGUUGAAAAAAGGAAUCUAGAUCAGCAGCUCCUAUGUGCCAUCAUUGAACUGCUCCAUGUGCUGUGGUUUACUAACCUCGGGCAGAAGGAGAAGCAGGCAGAUGAAGCAAAGGCCUCCUCGUCUACUGAGGAAAAACCUCAGAGCUUAGUGAAAUGUCUCCCACUCCCACUCAUCAGCGAAUUCUUGUUUGUUGCGUCAACUAUCAGCAGACACCUCAGGUUGGGUGUGAAGGCCGCUCAGCUGAGACUGUUUCUGCAGACUCUUUGCUCGGUACUGAAGCAUCGUGAGACAGCUCUCAAUGCAAACAAACAGGCUGACUGGCUCACACUUCGCCCACAGUCUCUCUCCAGUACCGAAACCCUCUCUCUGUUUCUCUGCUGGGCGUCCUUGUCCCGCAACACAGCACUCCUCACCCAAAUACAAGCCUUGACUGAAAAGCACAAAGUGAAGGAGCUGAUGAGAAUGGGAAAGGAUAAAGCCAAAGGAAAGGGCUCCUUUUCCCAGGCCUGCAAACGAAAAGAGAAUCUGGCAGAAGAUGCUGAGAGUGAAAAGCAAGAAGAGAGUCUCCUGACAGAAUGUAAAUUUUACCUCAGCAGUGUCUUUAUUCACUGGGAGCCUGUGCUUCACCUCACAGAACCUCAGCCGUCUCAGCCAAGAGACAAACUGGAUCCCAGUCGGUUGGCCAGUGAUACUGCGCACCUGCUUACCAAGUGGUCCCUGAGGUGGUUGGUGGAGGACUCGUAUGAUGAGAACAGAGCAAAGGAAUUCUUGCACUGGUUUGAAAACGCUGUGAUAAAACACAGAGAAACUGUGGAUGCUGUGCUGCUCGAUCUUGGCUUGAAAGCGGACCUCCUUAGGUUCUACCAUCAGGCCUUUGAAGCUCAGUGUCACUCCAGGAUCUCAGGAAGAGCAGAAACAUUCCAGCUUUUUACCAACAUCAUGAUCCGCUUACUGGAGACCCAGGGCCACCUUCCAGAGCUACAUCAAGCAGUUGUCUCUGCCUGCAUGCCAGGAGCCACACACGAUCAGUCUAGACUUGAAGCAGGGCUGUCGCUGUUGUCACUGUACAUCCAUGAAUUGUGGAGUGGAGCCACAUCAGCAGAGCUGUUCCUGUCUCAUGUCAAUUUGGUGACCAAGGCCAAGUACAAGAAACCAAAAGCGGUGAAAUCCUCAGUGACUCAAACAGCUAUCAGAGCCAUCUGUAGUGAUAUCGUCACCAUGAAGGUUUAGACAUUGUAUGUGAACACUUUUGUGUUCUAUAAAGACACCCCAUCAGACUUGACAGACUUUCAUUUUGCUGUUUCGUUCUUGUAAAUUGACUUUAGAUCAUUUGUGAACAUUUGUAAAACGAUUUUGUUAUGUUGAUUUUCAGAUUUGUUCAUAUUUUGUAUUUUUUUCAAAAUAACACAUGGUUCUUGUGUGACCUAAUUUUUAAUUGCGUGUAUUUGCAUGUACAGAACUCCGACUUCCUCCCACAGUCCAAAAACAUGUUGAGGCUAAUUGGUGAUUCUAAAUUGUCCGUAGAUGAGAGUGUGAGUGUGCUCGUUUGUCUUUGUAUGUAGCCCUGCGACAGAAAGGCGACCUGUCCAGGGUGUCUCCUACCUUCCCCCUGAGUCGGCUGGGAUAGCCAUCUUCCUGGGGAGAGUUCUUAGGACUGAUGAAAUGAGAUGGUAAAUGGAUGGAUGGAUUAUGAACGCUUGUGUAAGCUGCUGCAUAACAAAUCGCCCCUCUGGGACAAAUAAUAAAUUUGAAGUUGAAGUCGGAUGGAUGGAUGGAUGGAUGCAUACAUGCAUGUACAUAUUUAUAUUAUUGCCUUGGACUAAAUUCAAAAACUUGGAUUCAAAUGUAGUCUUAUCAAUGAAGCACAAUAAUAAACUAGCUGUUCUUGUUCUUUUAUUAUCAA